CUCCCAGAAUACCCUGCACCAAGGGGUGCCUGCAGGGGUGUGUCCAACGGUGCCAAACGGCUGGACGUUGCACAAUCCGGAGGCUGCGGCCGGCUUGGCUUUCUUUCAGUUUCCUGCUUCCUGGAACGGAGGCUGCUUCUGAGAAACGGUGUUUCAAGGAGGCCGAGGGGUUCUUUUCCGAGUGUUUUCCGUCUCCUGCGAGAGAAAAGUGGCUGAGCCCGUGGACCAGGGACCUGCACCCGCGUGAGGGAGGGGCAUGGACAGCCCGGGCGCUGUGGCCGCACACCUGCAGGAGUGCCUGCACCUGCUGCAGCAGCUGGCAGCGGCUCCCGGCGCACCUGGGCGGGAACAGCGUGGGGACGAGGACCCGCCGCACGGAGCUGCACUCCCUGGCGAGCUGUGGACCCUCCUCCAGGAGGCCAAGAACAUGGCGUGGCCCUUCGUGCCCGAGAAGUGGCAGUACAAGCCGGCCGCAGGCCCCGAGGACAAAGCCAACCUGCAGGACCUGGUGGGCGCUGGGCUGCAGCAGCUACUGGUGUCCUUGAAGGCCGCCAUCCUCGACGGGGACGGUGCCACGGCGGCAGCCGUCCUGUUCCUGAGCGACCGGCUCCUCUACGGGCUCGACGCGUCCCGCCCGCUCCUGCGGGUCGCCAAGGCGCUGCACCGGCGGUGGCCCAGCACGCCCCUGGCCCCGCAGCUGGCCAUCCGCCAGGCCCGCGUGGCGCUCAACGCAGGGAAACUGUUAAAAGCCGAGGUCAUCCUGAGCAGUUUGAUCAGCAACAAGGGAGCAACAGGCUCCUGGCUGUACAGACACGAGAGUGACCGGGUCCUGGUGCAGUCCGUCUGCGUGCAGAUCCGAGGGCAGAUCCUGCAGAAGCUGGGGAUGUGGUAUGAAGCAGCAGAGCUAAUCCGGGCCUCGAUUGUGGGGUACCUGACGCUUCCUCAGCCGGACAGGAAGGGCAUCUCCACCUCGCUGGGGAUACUGGCCGACAUCUUCGUGUCCAUGAGCGAGCACGACUACGAGAAGUUCAAAAACAACCCCCACGCGGCCUUGGGCCUGACGCGGGACUGUGCCCACCGCCUGCUGUCGGCCGCCGAAGCCUGCAAGCUGGCCGCCGCCUUCAGCCCCUACACGCCCCUCUUCGUGCUCACGGCCAUGAACAUCCGGGGCACCUGCCUGCUGUCCUACACCAGCGCCAGCGCCUGUCCCCCCGGGAUGCGGGCGGCGUAUCUGGGCGAAGCCAGAGAGGCCUUUGAAAUCGGCCUCCUCACCCGGCACGGGGACGAGCCGGUGCCCGGGAGGCAGGAGCUGCACAGCGUCCUCAGGGCCGCACUCGGCCUCUGCACGGUGCACCGCCGGCUCCACGGGGACACGGGGCCGGGCCGCGCCGCCCGCCGGCUCUGCCGCGAGGCCGUGGGGAGGCUGUACGCCUUCGGCGCGGCGGCCGCAGCCCCGGAACGGGCGGCGCUCUCUGGGGAGAUCAUGCGUGCGAUCGCGCAGGUGAAGGACCUGCUACAGGCUCAGAGCUUCCCGAGUUUGGAAGACGGGGCGUACGUCCCCGCGGGUUUCACGCGCGGGCUGGACAGGCCCCUCCUGCUGGGGCGCGUGGACUUCCAGGCGGUCCUCCAGGCCCACGCCCAGCACCACGCCUCGGUGUGCGGAGUGCUUGAAAGCAUCUGUGGAAACAAGAAAAAUGAACAGAAGGCUCCAGACACGGGCGUCUGCAUCACGGCACUGAGCACGGACACACGGGGCACGGACUCCGUGAGUGCUGAGGGCGGGCCGUGUCUCCAAACAGGCGGGGGGCUGUCUCCCUCCCAGGCGGCUAUGAGGAGUCUGGAGGCGCCCCAGCGGGCGGGGAGGAGGGACUGGAUCCAUUCGGACACGUUCCACGUCUCCCUGGACCCAGACGUGGAGACCAAGGCCGCGUUGCGAGGCCACGGCGGCGGGGACACUGCUCCGAGUGGCAGCGGGAGCUCCAGUCCCUGGAGCAGGCUGUCCGGGCGCAGCUCCUCCUCCAGCUGGGAGGAGGUGGACGCCCACGUGGACAACAGGUCACCCCGCCGAGCGCCCGGCAGGGAACGCCCCGUGGACACUCGGGGGCCCGCUGCUGGGGCGGGAGAGCCGGGCAGCCGUGGGGACAGUGCAGCUGUGCGUGCUCUGUCUUCGGAGCUUCGAGGCCUCUCUUUCCCGACGCCCGAGGAUGGCCCUUCCGGGUCCUCUCCCAGUCACACGCCCUCGGCCGCCUGCCCUCCUGGGAGCACCGUAGGCGCUCACGUGGCCCCCGGGGCCGGGCUGGAGGAGGGAGGCCCAGAGGCAAGGCAGGCAGGCAGAGCCACAGGCCCUGGAGGCACCUCUGCCCACCCCAGGCCCUCACUGGGGUCUGCGUCUGGGUCUUCUGGUUCCUGUGGGCCCCAGAGCGCGGCCACACAGCCUUCGUUCCAAGCAGAGGAGACCUUGGAGGUAACGGACGAGUUUCCAGCGGUCGGUGGCGAUGCCGCACACAGGUCUGGAGAGGAGCCGGGAGCAGGACGCACACCAGGAGCAGGCCCUGCGUUUAAAGGGAGCCCCUCCAGGGGGGCCCCAGAAGAAGCCGUCGAAUCCCACGGAGUCCUGGGCGAUUCUCUGGGCGCAAGCCCCGCGAUGGCGGGUCACCCUGCCGUGUCGCUGUGGCCCGUUCAAUAUCCCGAGUCAGGACACAGCGGGGGCCCCGUCCAAGAGGAGGAGGUGGACCCCGAUGCCUCCACCGUGGACGAGGGGGGGCAGCUGCUGCACCCCACCGGGCCGCGGGGCUGCCCCAGGCCGUGCGCUCCGAGGCCGCCCCCUGCCUCCGGGAGCCAGGAGGCCUGCACCACCACGGAGGAGGGGAACCAGCCCGUCCAGCUCAGCCUCAGCGGCAGCGGCAGCUCUGGCUCCUCCUGGGGGAGCUGGGGGAGGCUGCCCACUGCGUCCAGAGGGUCCUCCGAGGGGGGCGAGCCCUGGUCCUUCCUGAACUCCAGCGGGAGUUCCUUCGGGUCGUUGGCAGGAGAGACGCGGCAGGAGACGCUCGAGGCUCGCACACUGCAGCCCCAUGACCUGGAACAGCUCCUGGCAGGCGUGACGCAUGACUGGCUGCUCCAGAGGCUGGAGGGCACAGGGGUGUUCAGGCCCAGCCGCCUGCACCAGGCGUAUGAUGCUCUUUUGUUGAAAUAUUCCAAGAAGUCGGAGCUGUGGACGGCCCAGGAGACUGCUGUGUACCUGGGGGACUACCUGGAGGUGACGAAGAAGGGCAGACAGAGAAACGCCUUUUGGGUUCAUUAUCUCCAUCAAGAAGAAACGCUGGGAAGGUACGUUGGGAAGGCGUAUAAGGAGCCGAAGGCGCUGUGGCUGCACUUCUCCGACGUGGAGCGCCAGGCGACCGCCCAGCACUACGUGACGGAAUUCAACAAGCGACUUUAUGAGCAACAGAUCCCAACCCAGAUCUUCUACGUCCCCUCCGCGGUGCUGCUGAUUUUAGAGGACGAGACGAUAAAAGGGUGUGUCAGUGUGGAGCCUUACAUACUGGGGGAGUUUGUGAAAUUAUCCAAUAACACGCAGGUGGUGAAGACCGAGUACAAAGCCACCGAAUACGGCUUGGCUUACGGCCACUUUUCUUACGAGUUUUCCAACCACAGGGAUGUAGUGGUAGAUUUACAAGGCUGGGUGACCCGUGACGGGAAGGGGCUGCUCUACCUGACGGACCCCCAGAUCCACUCGCUGGGCUGCAGAGAGGUCACCACCAACUUCGGGAGCCGGGGUAUCGCCUACUUCUUCAACCACCAGCACGCGCGGUGCAACGAUAUCUGCCGGCGUCUCUCCCUGACCAGACCGCCUGCGGAGACGCGGAACCACUCGUAGGCUUUCUGGGGAUGCGGCAGCCUCCAGAGCUGCUCAUGGGGGCCAGGCCCCCCCCUCCAGGUGCGCAGGGGUUAGCGCAGCCUGGUCCCGGGGACUGGGGGCCUGGGGCAGGGCUGGCCAAGGAUGGCGAGAGGAACCGAUGAGUCCAUUUCAGGCUCACACUUGGACCCGUGCCAGACCCUGGGGUCUCUCUCCCUCUUCCACUUACCCCUCUCAGCCAUCUCCCCCAAUAAAUGUCUGCACGUCUACCCCCUUCUUGGUAUUUGCUUCUUAAGAACCCAAACUGACACGUUUAUUAAAGAAAUGGGGGGAAAUCAUCU
Molecule: messenger RNA, 4197 nt
Organism: Myotis daubentonii (Daubenton's bat)
Lineage: Eukaryota; Metazoa; Chordata; Mammalia; Chiroptera; Vespertilionidae
Gene: ALPK1
Product: alpha kinase 1
Biological process (GO): cytoplasmic pattern recognition receptor signaling pathway; protein phosphorylation; innate immune response
Cellular component (GO): cilium
Molecular function (GO): protein serine/threonine kinase activity; ATP binding; monosaccharide binding
Source: RefSeq, a predicted model, not a curated record